Molecule: messenger RNA, 1060 nt
Organism: Zingiber officinale
Lineage: Eukaryota; Viridiplantae; Streptophyta; Magnoliopsida; Zingiberales; Zingiberaceae
Product: endochitinase EP3-like
Exons: 2
Coding region: 100-903 (267 amino acids)
Biological process (GO): cell wall macromolecule catabolic process; carbohydrate metabolic process; chitin catabolic process
Molecular function (GO): chitinase activity; chitin binding
Source: RefSeq, a predicted model, not a curated record
UCGUCCACCUCGACUGCUCUGUAAAUACCAUUCUCUUCUGCAUUCAAUUCCAUCAUCUCUUCUUCGACCCCUUUCCAAUCCUUCCUAGUAAACAAACCAAUGGCUGCCCUCGAAUCUAACCAAACGCUGCUGCUGGUCGUGCGUCUCUUUUUCGCCGGAAUGGAGGUCGCCGCGGCCCAAAACUGCGGCUGCUCCGCCAACCUCUGCUGCAGCAGAUUUGGCUACUGUGGCACCAGCGUAAGCGACGACUACUGCGGCACGGGAUGCCAGCAAGGCCCCUGUUACUCCUCCCGCGGCUCGGUCGCCGACAUCGUGACGCAGAGCUUCUUCGAUGGCAUCAUCAACCAGUCCGACAGCAGCUGCGCCGGCAGGAGAUUCUACUCGCGCGACGCUUUUCUGACUGCAGCCGGCUACUACCCUGGCUUCGGCCGCACCGGAUCUUCGGAGGACGCCCGGCGCGAGAUCGCCGCUUUCUACGCCCACGUCACGGAUGUGACUGAUCAUCUGUGCUUCAUCGAAGCGACCAACCGCCAAUCGCAAUGCGACACGAGCCGCACUGAUUGGCCGUGUGUCUCCGGCCGCGACUACUACGGCCGCGGCCCCCUACAACUGACCUGGAACUACAACUACGGCCCGGCCGGCCUGGCCAACUGCUUCGACGGACUCCGCGCGCCGGAGACAGUGGCCAACGACGUCGUCAUCUCCUUCAGGACCGCUCACUGGUUCUGGAUGAACUACUGCCACAACCUCAUCACAUCUGGCCAAGGGUUCGGCGCCACCAUCCGCGCGGUCAACGGAGCAUGCGACGACGGUAAUCGGGCGGCCUUCAACGCUCGGGUCGGCUACUACAGGGACUACUGCAGCCGGUUUGGGGUAGACCCCAGGAAUAAUCUCACUUGUUGAGAGCUUGAAUUUUGAACUACAUACGAUUGGAAUAAAUGAUAGGGCACAAAUUUAGUAAUCAAUAAUAAAAGGCUUCGGCUACAAGAUCUUGUAGCAGGCGAUGGCGUAGGCCUACGUGUAUUGUUCUCUCAAAACAAUAAAUGGGCUUCAAAAUGGA